AGUUCGUGUCGUUGUUAUUACUGCAAGAAGGCAAAGCACAAUCCCAUCAUACCUAAGAAGCUACUCGCCGUUAUUGCUUCUGCAGGACUGUCAUCAUGAGUCCGCCAACAGACCGAAAAUCUAUCCUCGAAGCCUUCCGAGAACAAAUCCAAAAUGGAAAACCCAUCGUGGGUGCAGGUGCCGGCAUCGGCCUCAGCGCCAAAUUCAUCGAAGCCGGCGGAGGCGACCUAAUCAUCAUCUACAAUUCCGGAAGAUUUCGCAUGGCGGGAAGAGGCUCUCUCGCAGGAUUGAUGCCAUACUCCAAUGCCAAUGAUGUCGUCGUUGAUAUGGCGAAAGAAGUGUUGCCGAUUGUGAAGCAUACGCCUGUGAUUGCGGGGGUUUGCGGGACCGAUCCGUUUAAGGAUAUGGAGAGGUUUAUGAGGGAGUUGAAGGGGUUGGGAUUUGCGGGCGUUCAGAAUUUCCCGACAGUGGGGUUAAUUGAUGGGACAUUUCGCGAGAAUCUCGAAGAGACGGGCAUGGGGUACGAUUUGGAGGUUGAGGCAAUUCGGAUUGCACAUGAAUUGGACAUGUUGACAACGCCAUAUGUUUUCAAUGAUGACGAUGCGACAAAGAUGGCGCAAGCGGGUGCAGAUGUUCUCGUCGCGCAUAUGGGACUCACCAGUUCAGGCAGCAUUGGUGCCAAGACUGGCAAGAGUCUAGACGACUGCGUGAAACUAAUUCAGGGUAUUCGCGAUGCUGCGAUCAAGGUUAACCCUGAUAUAAUCGUGUUGUGCCAUGGAGGCCCCAUUGCGAAGCCUGAAGACGCAACAUAUGUGUUGGAGAGAGUUGACGGAAUACAUGGCUUUUUCGGUGCCAGUUCGAUGGAACGGUUGCCUGUGGAGGAGGCCAUAACGAAUAUCACGAAGGAGUUCAAAAAUAUAGCUGUGAAGGGGUGAAGGAUGUGGUUUAAGCUUAGUGGGACACCACCAGUCAUGUUGCCAGAUGGAAUGCCUGCUCGCGAGCCACUCUCGCUGUGGUCAACCCUGUGCCCACUCUAAACUGGGUGGUGCUCAG
Messenger RNA from Cercospora beticola, 1053 nucleotides. RefSeq names its product phosphoenolpyruvate hydrolase family protein. Gene Ontology annotation, molecular function: catalytic activity. NCBI's taxonomy places the organism in Eukaryota, Fungi, Ascomycota, Dothideomycetes, Mycosphaerellales, Mycosphaerellaceae. The record is from RefSeq and is a predicted model, not a curated record.